Messenger RNA from Lobosporangium transversale, 1014 nucleotides. RefSeq lists its product as hypothetical. Lineage: Eukaryota; Fungi; Mortierellomycota; Mortierellomycetes; Mortierellales; Mortierellaceae. Gene Ontology annotation, molecular function: GTPase activator activity. The transcript has 2 exons. The record is from RefSeq and is a predicted model, not a curated record. Gene Ontology annotation, cellular component: cytoplasm. The annotation marks the transcript as partial. Gene Ontology annotation, biological process: regulation of small GTPase mediated signal transduction; activation of GTPase activity.
AUGAAAAAUAGCUCUGGAGAUAACAAAUUGAACUCCAAUGGGUUGAAUGUGCGCAGCGGGUCUAACCCUCAUAUCAACAGUAGCCUCCAAGCGGACUCAAGCUUAUCCUCAGGAGGACUAGUCCCUACGCAUCCUCAGUUGAAUAUCAAUACUUCAAUUAGCAGCAACAGCAGCGGGACUGCAUUUAACAGUGUCGCUGCUAAUACCAGCAGCUACAACGGUCCUCCACGUUGGCAGUACCGUUGUAUUCUUCGACAGAAGGACGUUGACAGCCUUCGAAUCACGCUCCCGGAACCUGAACCAGGCCCUCUGAAUAAUUUGGCUCGACGCGUGGGCAAGCCCCAAUGGAAAACAAUUCUUCAAUCUAUUCAUCCAGCAAUCACACAGCAGGUGGCUUCCAAGUUGAAGAAAGUCCAAACAAACCCAGAAUUCGAAAAAGAGCUUGCCAAAUUCGAUGAGACCAUGCUACGGUUCCAUUACAAGUUUGGGGUCCUCUUGGUCCGCCCUGGACAGACCAAAGAAGAAGAGUGGUUUAGUAAUCAGAUGGGAUCCAGCAAGAGGUUUCAAGGAUUUUUGCAAAGUGGCGCUCUUGGUAGUAAAGUGCUUCUCAAGGGUUUUGAAGGGUUCUCGGCUGGAUUGGAUACACGCAGUGAUAAUGGAAGUUAUUCGUAUUACGAUACCUGGGGCGACGGCUUUGAGGUCAUGUACCAUAUAUCGACCCUCCUCCCUUUUAAAAACGGCGAUCGUCAACAGAUCCAACGCAAGCGACAUAUCGGAAACGAUAUUGUAUGCAUAAUAUUCGUAGAUGGAGAACAGCCCUUUAUACCCAGUGCUAUCAAAUCGCAAUUUCUUCAUAUAUUCGUCGUUAUCCACCCAGUUGCGUUGCCAGAUGGGACUAUAGGAUACAGUGUGGCAAUUGCUUCUGACGAACAAGUGCCAGAAUUUGGACCGCCGCUUCCAGAUCCACCCAUCUUCAAAACAUCUCAAGAAUUAAGAGCUUACUUAUUGUGCAAG